UACUCUUGAUUUAAAUCUCUUCUCCAAGUAUAUAUACAAGCUCAGCCAAAGAUUUAAUCAUAUUUCUUCCCUAAAGAAGAAAACUUCAACCUCCUUUAAUUAAUUCUCAUGAGUGAGCAAAGGCUUCGAAAGGCCGUGUCUGAUGUUUCCAGUGAAAUUUUCAAGUAUGGAUCCAUGGAUAUGAAAGCCAUUUCUAGCUCUGCAGUUCUUGAAGUGAAGCAAGCAGAAUGUCAGUGCUGUGGAUUGAAAGAGGAUUGCACCCAAGAUUAUAUCUCCAAGAUUAAAGGUUCCCAUUCUGGAAACUGGGUUUGCGGGCUUUGCUCUGAAGCUGUUAAGGAAACGCUAGAGCAUGGUCCGAAAAUGGCUAUGCAAGAAGCUGUGAGCUCUCAUAAGGAUUUCUGUCAGAAGUACAACACCACCACCAGACUGAAUCCUAAACUAUCAUUAACUUGUGCAAUGAGAGAUAUAGCCAAAAAAAGUUCUGAGAAGAGGGAUUCCAAGAAUUCUUCUAUAUCAAAGAUUGGAAGAAGCAGUAGCUGUGUCCCGAGGAUUGAUCUAAAGAAAUAAUUAACUUUAUAUUUAAUCUAGUCUAACUAAUUAACCCAAUCAAUUAUAAGUUACUGCUAAUAUGUCCAUAUAUCUCUAUGUAUAUAAUUCCACAGAAGGUGCAUAAUUGAGCUAUAGUUUUACAUUCAUAAUAUUAUUACUUUUUGAUUAAUGUUAAAUUUCCACAUUGGUUAGAUGAGCAUA
Messenger RNA from Manihot esculenta (cassava), 750 nucleotides. RefSeq lists its product as uncharacterized. NCBI's taxonomy places the organism in Eukaryota, Viridiplantae, Streptophyta, Magnoliopsida, Malpighiales, Euphorbiaceae. The coding region runs from base 109 to 567 and encodes 152 amino acids. The record is from RefSeq and is a predicted model, not a curated record. The transcript has 2 exons.